This is a messenger RNA of Rotaria sp. Silwood1, 363 nucleotides long. NCBI's taxonomy places the organism in Eukaryota, Metazoa, Rotifera, Eurotatoria, Philodinida, Philodinidae. The record is from the annotation of a GenBank genome assembly.
AUGAUUUAUUUAAACGUUUUGAUAAAAAAAGAAGAUUUUUUUUUUAAUGAAUUUAAUUAUUUGGAAACAAUUCGUGAUAUAAAUCGUCAAUAUGAUGAAAUUGUUUUAACAAAUUGUAUAAUUGAUGAAAGAAUUUUUUUAGAAAAUAAAUUUCAAUUAAAUGACUUAUGUAAUUCAUUAAAUGAAAAUCGAUAUUCAAUAUUUUCUCAAAAUCUAACACCAUUAACAACAAAUCAACAUAUUACAUCGAAUGAUUAUCAAACAAUUUCUUUUAAUCAAUAUUUAACAUCCAUAUAUCAAGCUAAUCAAUUAAUUAAAUUAUUAUAUUCAAUUGUUCAACAACAACAAACUUUUUUAGAUUAA